AUGAAUGAAAAAAACUUAAAUUAUUGGAUUGGAGAAUGUAAAGGAAAUAAAAUUUAAGAGAUAGAAAAAAAGAAAAUUUUACUUUUGUACUAAUGAUUAAUUAUAUAAGACCUCUAUUUUUAGAUAUUUUUAACAUUCAGUUAGAUCAGGUAGAGCAAAGAAUGAAGGUGUUAACAUUCAAUAAAAAUAAUUCUAAAAUUUAGAAGUAUGACCAAAAGUAAUUUCUGCACAGAUUUAGCAAAAUAUUAAAUUUUAAAAAAGAGUGA
Paramecium primaurelia is the source of this 266-nucleotide messenger RNA. The record is from the annotation of a GenBank genome assembly. Lineage: Eukaryota; Ciliophora; Oligohymenophorea; Peniculida; Parameciidae.